Molecule: messenger RNA, 1303 nt
Organism: Contarinia nasturtii (swede midge)
Lineage: Eukaryota; Metazoa; Arthropoda; Insecta; Diptera; Cecidomyiidae
Exons: 4
Coding region: 53-940 (295 amino acids)
Biological process (GO): proteolysis
Molecular function (GO): serine-type endopeptidase activity
Source: RefSeq, a predicted model, not a curated record
CUUUAUAUAGUGCACAUAUAUUUUUUGGAAAGAAGCAGUGCUUAACUUCAAAAUGAAAUUAAUAACUGCAGUGAUUCUCUUGUUUUGUGCUAAAAUAUCAUCAUGUCUGCACUGCAAUUGCGAAUUGGGAGUUCCACGUAACUACAGCGGGUAUUUCAAUGAGCCCACUACACUUAGACGACCAUGGUCAGUUAUCAUUCUACAAUUUGGUUACGAACGCUGUUAUGGUGUCAUCGUAUCGAAUACACACAUUCUAACCACUGAAGAUUGUAUUAUACCGUACAAAGGAAAGCCUGCUAAUGCACUGGAAGAUUAUACGUAUCUACCCCGAAACUUUUGGAUUCCUUAUACUGAAGUUAAAUUCAACAGUAAACUCCAUAUUAAAGUGAAAACUGUUUUCAUACAUCCCGAUUUGAAUUCCUUCCAAUCAAAAAUUGCAAUUGUGGAAUUAAAAGAGGCCAUUCGUCUUGAUGAAUAUAAACAAGCAGCGUUCUUGCCUCGUGAAGCAGUAAAUGUUUACGGGGCUCGAACGACUGUUGGACUUUCACAUGAUGUUAAUGGAGGAUUUCUAACUACGGAGAAAAUCAAUGCUUUUGUAUGGUCAAAAGAGAUUUGCAGCCUAUUCAAUAACGGUGAUGAGGACUCUCUAAUGUGCAUUGAUAUUGAUGAUGACUGUUCAGGAUGUAAUUUAUGCCCGGGAAUUUUAAACCAAGCAUUAUUCCAUGUCAAAAAUGAUGUAAUGGAGCUCCUUGCAUUACCUAGGUACUGCAAAACAGUUUCAUUCAACGAAUCGACUUACAUGGAAGAGAUAAGAACAGUACACGUUUAUUUUCCCAUAGGGAAUUUCAUUCCAUGGAUUCAACACAUCCUUUCCAAAAGAUGUGGUUGCAGUUCAGUUACCUCUCCUAUAAUUGAAGGCAAAGAUGCCAUAGUUUUUUGAUACAUAAAAUCACCAUUUUUGUGUUUGCAUGGAAUUGAAAUAAGAUCUUUUAAACCAACAUGUUCUUCAUCAGUUACUUCUACAUUAGCGUACAUACAAAAUUAAAUUAUUUCAAAAUUUAUCUUACAAUAUCUUGUGUGAGGGUGGUGUGAGGGUUCGCGUGACCGCUUAUCUCUUUUCCCCGCACGCAUUUGCUUGCAUUUAAUAACCCCCCCCUCUUGGUUGCCUAUGGUUGGACGAAAUGUACAAAAGUAUACUACUACGAGCUCAUACAAUAUGUGGAUCAUGCAAUACAUGACACUAUCCUGAUAAGUUGGACUUGGAGAGAAAUGCAUUAAUUUCCGAUAGGUCUAAGUCGAAUAA